AUGAAUCAAAAUAUAGAACUGUCAACAACUAAAACAUCUGAAAUUGAUCUUCAUCAAGCAUUUGAUGUUAUUCAAAUAGGUCCAAACAAAUUUCGAGGUAAAUCACCCUUAACCAAACCACAUGUUCUUAAUAGAGGUGCAUAUGGAGGAAAUCUCGUUGCCCAAGCUAUCUUAGUCGCCAUCAAAACCUCCCCAGCAGGAUUUAAACCCCAUUCAUUACAUUCAUAUUUCGUCAAGGGAGUCAAUGACAUAACCCCAUUAGAUUGGGAAGUAGAAGAAAUUUCAAAUGGAAGAUCUUUCGUAAAUAGGAUCGUAAAGGGGAUUCAAAAUGAUAUAGUUGUUUAUAUUGCAAAUAUAUCACUCACGAAUCGUAAUUCCCAUCGCGAGGCUGUCAAGAACGGUGAAUCACCUUUCCAAUUCCAAACCCCAGAAGAUUCAUAUAUCCAAAAAGCAAGAAUCCAAGACCUUCCAGUCGAUGACACCAAUGAGAAAAUCUUCCUUCAUAUCAAAACCUUCCCUGAAGUCAAACGUUCCACCACCAUCGAACCAACUAGAAAGUUGUCAUACCUUGUCAAAUGGGGUCUUCCUAAACCAGGGUCUACUGACGUACAAGAACUCCAACCACUAGAAGAUCCAAUAUAUCAAUUCCUCGGACUUUCGUCGAUUUCCGAUUGGAUCUCGUUAGAGUAUUUGAUCAACCAUAUCGGAAUCGAUUCUUCCCAAUUGCCUCGUCAUACUGUAUCUCUCGAUCAUUCUAUUUAUUAUCAUGAUGAUGAUUUUGAUGCGACGAAAUGGAUGGCAUAUUCUAUGAAGUUGGUUAGGAUUGGUCUUGGUCGGGUUUUGGUGGAGGGAGAGAUCUAUAAUGAUAAAGGGGUGCAUGUCGCUAGUGUUGUUCAGGAAAGACUUUAUUUGAUUAAUGGAAGACAGAAGAAGCUGAAGUUGUAG
Hemisphaericaspora subhashii is the source of this 945-nucleotide messenger RNA. RefSeq lists its product as uncharacterized. The transcript has a single exon. The record is from RefSeq and is a predicted model, not a curated record. Lineage: Eukaryota; Fungi; Ascomycota; Pichiomycetes; Serinales; Debaryomycetaceae. Gene Ontology annotation, cellular component: peroxisomal matrix. Gene Ontology annotation, molecular function: fatty acyl-CoA hydrolase activity. Gene Ontology annotation, biological process: fatty acid catabolic process; acyl-CoA metabolic process. Bases 1 to 945 code for a protein of 314 amino acids.